Messenger RNA from Ixodes scapularis (black-legged tick), 3631 nucleotides. RefSeq lists its product as uncharacterized. Gene Ontology annotation, biological process: DNA integration; DNA-templated transcription termination. The record is from RefSeq and is a predicted model, not a curated record. NCBI's taxonomy places the organism in Eukaryota, Metazoa, Arthropoda, Arachnida, Ixodida, Ixodidae. Gene Ontology annotation, molecular function: zinc ion binding; nucleic acid binding. The transcript has a single exon. The coding region runs from base 174 to 3476 and encodes 1100 amino acids.
GUGGGAUGGAUCGACGACGCCGGGUUUCAUGGGUGCUGUCGGUGAGUGCCUGAGGCUUCCUUUCCGUUCACCGAGCAGCUUAAGUGUUUAAGGCAGUUAGUUCUGUGGUGUCGCCAAACGGUUGAUACGGGCGCUGGGCAAAAGUAGCCAAACUUUUUUGGAAAUUUCUGAACAUGGAUCCGAUAAAUCUCGCGGCGAUUGUGAAGCCCGAUUUAAUGCUCUUAGCGGAAGAGCUGGGUGUUAAAGUGGUCAAGGCCAUGAGAAAGCCCGAGAUUAUCAAGGCCAUUGAAGAUUGUGGCGCGGGCGCCGACGAAAUUUCCGAGUGUUGGAGCGAGGUGCAGAGGAGACGAAGGGAAGCGGAACUUCGCGCCGCCCAACGUGCCGCUCAAGAGGAGCUUCACGCGGCUCAAGAGGGGCUUCGCGUUGCUCGAGAAAAACUUGAGCUAGAAAUGCUUCAACGUAACUUUGACGCUGGUGAGGCCAUUGUGGUGGAUAACAGCUCGAAAAAGUUUGACAUGCGAGCCCUUUUGCAACCUUUUCGCGUCGGCGGAGACAUGGGUCUCUAUUUAGUAAAUUUCGAACGGGUUUGCGAUAAGAUGGGUCUUGUAGAGUCGAGCUGGCCUCAAAGGCUCUUGAGUUUACUGCCAGCGGAGGUGGCCGACGUUUUGGCCCGACUAGAUCCUACAGCAGCCGAUGACUACGCGUCCGUAAAGUCUUGCCUGCUUAGGAAGUUCAGGUUGUCGCCUGAAGCUUUUCGACAGAAAUUUCGAGAGACGAGGAAAGGACCGGACGAAAGUUACGCGGAGUUCGCUUAUAAGCUUAAAGGCUUUCUGGAAAGUUGGCUCCGUGGUGUCAACUCUUACGAGGAUCGUGAAAAGGUGCUGGAGCAGAUAGCACUAGAGCAGUUUCUCUCCUGUAUUCCGACAGGUCUAAAGGAGUGGAUUCAGGAUAGACCGGAAGUAGAAACGGUGCAGAAAGCUGCAGAUUACGCGGAUGAGUACUGCUCUAGGCACGGGAGGAAAGUUGUUGAAGAAAACCGUAGCUCAAACAGUUUCUACGAACGAUGCGGACCUCGCACGUUCGUGAAGAAAGGCGCCGAAAAGGGCAAAGAGAGUGAAGUACCGACAAAGGGAGUGUCGGAUUCAGACGAAAAGAAACGUAAAAUGAAGGCGUUCGAGGAGCGUAAACCAAUAGUGUGCUACAGGUGUAAACAGCCUGGUCAUGUCGCUUCUGGUUGCCGCGUCCCUAAAGUUGCUCCCGUUAACUUGUGUCUGGGAGAAGCGGAGGACCUACUCAGGCCGUAUCUGUACGACAUGAAAGUAAAUGGUAAAUUCUGCAAAGGUUUACGAGAUACCGGCGCCACGUAUGAUCUGGUACACUCGUCGCUAGUGGAGCAAGAACAUUUUACAGGCGACUGUGUGUGGAUCCGUCAGGCCUUGGAAAAUCGGGCAGUUAGUCUGCCCGUAGCUAAGGUAAAACUAAACGGACCUUUCGGAGUAGUCGAAACGGAAGCAGCUGUUUCUGACGGAGUGCUUCCAAACUGUUCGUACAUACUGUCAAACAGAACUGCAAGGCAAUUGAGCGAGUCGGGUAUACCGCUUGACAUGAAUCCUGUUCUAGUCGUCACGCGCUCAAUGACAACUAGUGCAGUGCCGGAAACAUUUCAGACGGAAGCGAGCGCGACGACUGGUAAAACCAGCAGCGGGCCCGAUGAAGAGCCGAACGAAGGAGCUGACAUGACCACGCUGGUUUCGCCGGAGAGCAGCAAUUUUCGUGCGCUAGCCGGUGUAGAUAAGCUUACGCUUAUCGCCGAACAGUCAUCAGACCCGAGUCUUUCAAAGUGUCGUGAUAGCGUGGGAAAAGAAAUCAAGCCGAACAUCUCCUUCUUUAUGAGCAACGGCAUUCUUUACCGUAGUUUCAAGGACAAAUCGGGGAACGAGGUAGAUCAGAUUGUCGUUCCAUCCAAGUAUAGAAUUGCAUUACUCGAGCUUGCUCACGGAGAAGGGUGGUCGGGACACCUAGGAAUCACAAAGACCAAGUGCAGGCUUUUGGCAAAAUAUUAUUGGCCGGGCUGCUUUAAGGAGGCUGAGCAAUUCGUCCGUUCUUGCGACACCUGCCAAAGAACAGGACGACCAAACGAGCGCCGAAAGGCGCCUCUCACACUAGUGCCCCUAAUCACGGAACCUUUCAAAAGGCUAGUGAUAGACGUCGUAGGACCCCUACCUACAACUAAGACGGGUUUUAGGUACCUUCUAACGAUAUUAUGCCCAGCCAGCAUGUUCCCAGAAGCCGUUCCAAUGAAAGAGCAGACAUCGGUCGAAGUAGUAGAUAACUUGCUCUCGGUCUUUUCUCGGAUCGGGUUUCCUAGUGAAAUUCAAUGUGAUCUGGGUAGCGUUUUUACCAGUGCUCUAACAACCAGCUUUUUCGAGAGGUGUGGCAUUAAGAUUGUUCACAGUUCUGUAAGCCACCCGCAAAGUAACAGCGUAGAGAGAGCGCACUCGGUAAUGAAGCGCAUUCUCAGGGCCCUUUGUCACGAACAGAAAAAAGAGUGGGACUUGGCAUUGCCCGCUAUGCUUUUCGCGUUGCGAACCGUUGCUCACGAGUCAACUGGUUUCACGCCAGCGGAACUGGUCUAUGGACGUAAUUUGCGUUCACCUUUGCGGUUGCUGCGCGAGGGCUGGGAGGGUGAAGCCGAGAACCCAACAGUGGUGGAGUAUGUGCUUUCCUUACUAAACCGUCUCCACGAAACUCGUGAGCUAGUUGAGGCUAACCUGGGAAAAGCGCAGUCGCGAGGUAAAACCUACUAUGACAAAAACAGCCGCCUCCGAACGUUUAAGGUGGGUGACCAAGUCCUACUUUUGAGGUCUUCUAAGGCUCAUAAGUUGGAAUUGCAAUGGGAAGGACCAGCAACGGUCCAGCAGAGGCUAUCCGAGACAAAUUACGUGGUAAAACUGCCAGGUCGCAGAAAAGAGGUCCGCAUAUACCAUUGCAACCUCAUGAAGCCGUACGUGGAAAGGGUGCAAGUAGUCAGCAUUGCACUAAACCAACCAGAGGAAGUUCCUACACGAAUUCCUGAGCUGGGAAAAACCGACGGGAUCCUGACAAUCGCCGAAGUCGUAGAGGCCGCAGUCGAUAAGACGCUCACCCAAAACCAGUUUUCGGAUCUUACGGCAUUAAUUGGCAAAUACCAAAAAUUGUUUUCAACUAUUCCCGGAAGAACGAGUCUAGUCGAACAUGACAUCGAAGUGAGGACUCGGUCAAAUAUUCAGUGUAAGGCCUAUCGCUUUUCCCCCCGCCAAGAAAAGCUAUUAAAGGAGUCCGUAGAUCAAAUGCUAGAGCUAGGGUUGAUUGAGCGGUGCGAGAGCGACUUCGUGUUUCCUAUGAUUCUGGUAGAGACUCCAGGAAAAGAACCUCGUCCCUGUGUGGACUACCGAAAGUUAAACGCGGUAACGGUAACAAGUCUACCCAAUCCCUAAUAUCGAAACUUGCCUUGAGAAAGUAAGCAAAGCCAAGUUCAUCUCAACCAUCGACCUCGUUAGAGGUUACUGGCAAGUGCCACUUACCGCGAACGCCAGUAACCUUGCCGCCUUCAUGACCCCGUUUGGUGUUUUUUAAGCCGCUUGUCCUGAGC